Molecule: messenger RNA, 1443 nt
Organism: Papaver somniferum (opium poppy)
Lineage: Eukaryota; Viridiplantae; Streptophyta; Magnoliopsida; Ranunculales; Papaveraceae
Product: NAC domain-containing protein 105-like
Exons: 3
Coding region: 193-1314 (373 amino acids)
Biological process (GO): regulation of DNA-templated transcription
Molecular function (GO): DNA binding
Source: RefSeq, a predicted model, not a curated record
UAUACUCAUAUCUUUCUCUCUCUCUCUCUAAUUCACUCAAAAAAAAAAAUACCAUAAUUCACUUUGUUCUUUCUAAACUUUUCUCUUUUAAGUCUCUCUUGUUUCCUUCGUAUGAUUUAAAGAUGAUGACAUAAAGAGUGGAGUUUGUGGUGGUGAAUUUGAUGCAAACCUGAAUUCUGGUGGUGGUAAUUAAUGGAGUCCUUAGUACCGCCGGGUUUUAGAUUUCAUCCAACGGACGAAGAGCUAGUAGGUUACUAUCUGAAAAAGAAGGUAGCAUCACAGAAGAUCGAUCUUGAUGUUAUUCGUGAUAUUGAUCUUUAUCGUAUCGAACCAUGGGAUCUUCAAGAACGAUGCCGGAUCGGGUACGAAGAACAAAAGGAGUGGUAUUUUUUCAGUCACAAAGAUAAGAAGUAUCCAACGGGAACAAGAACGAAUAGAGCAACAAUGGCCGGGUUUUGGAAGGCAACUGGUCGAGACAAAGCAGUGUAUGAUAAGAUCAAGCUAAUUGGUAUGAGGAAGACCCUCGUCUUCUAUAAAGGAAGGGCACCUAAUGGACAGAAGAGUGACUGGAUCAUACAUGAAUACCGUCUAGAAUCCGAUGAGAAUGGAGCACCACAGGAAGAAGGAUGGGUCGUUUGUCGAGCAUUCAAGAAAAGAACAACAACCAACUGCCAAACUAGAAACCAUACGGAUCGACGUUGGGAGUCAUCCAGUCGCCCCUAUGAUCAUGAGUCAAGUGGAUUCAGCUCUAUCCUUGAUUCGGUUGGUUGUAUCACGAAGCAACAGAAUUUUAUUUGCAAGCAAGAGAUUCAUGAAGUUGUUAAUUUGAAUUUAGAUAGUAAUUUUCUGGAGCUAAUUCCCCAACUAGAGAGUCCUUCUAUGCCACUCGUAAAGAAGCAUCCUUUAACAAGCUUACUGUCAUCACGAUGCCCUACAGAGCCGGUAGCUAUUAUUGUUAUCGAUGAAGAUCAUGAAGAGGAUACAACAAGGAUAAGAGGGUACACCAGCGACGACAAGAACAACAACAAGAUGAAGCAUGGCAGUACUGAGCAGAAAGUGACAGAUUGGAGAGCCCUUGAUAAGUUUGUUGCUUCUCAAUUGAGUCAUGGAGACAACAAAAACAGAUCACAUGAUAGCGAAACACGCCCUAAUCUUGGUGUUGCUCUGGGAGAUGAUCAAUAUAACUCGGAUAUAGCAUUGCUUUUAUCGCGGGAAGAAAAUAAUGAAAUUAACAAGUUGAAGGAGUUCUUAUUGAGUUCAUCAGCAUCAGCUUCUGGAGACGACUGUGACAAUAGAAUCGGAAUUUGCAUUUGAGAAAUGUGCGUAUUAAUGGUUUAAUAAUAAUGAUUAAUAUAUGAGAGACCGAUAUAGAUAUCAUCAUCUAUAAUGCAUGAGACCUGAUAUGGCUGUUGUGGUUAUUAAUAAAAUUAUUAUUCAUGAUAA